Pseudocercospora fijiensis CIRAD86 is the source of this 384-nucleotide messenger RNA. RefSeq lists its product as uncharacterized. The record is from RefSeq and is a predicted model, not a curated record. NCBI's taxonomy places the organism in Eukaryota, Fungi, Ascomycota, Dothideomycetes, Mycosphaerellales, Mycosphaerellaceae. The transcript has a single exon. The annotation marks the transcript as partial.
AGGCUCAUGUCGUUCACGAUCCAACGAAGACUGCUCCGUGCGAGCUGGCUGCCGUCCGUCUUGCGGGCCGCCCGAGUCGCCGUCUUUCCCGAUAACGCCCUGGCCCCAGCACGCAGACCACCGACAAGCGACGAGAUCGCCGACAUUCGACGCGAAUGCGCCGAGACUAUCGUCGACACGACACCCGAAGUCGUUCGCGCAUCCUUCUUUGCGACCAAAGACCGAGAUCUGAUGAGAGACGAUGUUGCGACCGAGCUAGAUCUGCUCGCUGAUGCGUACAUCAACAAGCACUUGAUCGUCUCCGUCAUCGAGCUCCUCGUGGUCCGCCUCUUUCCCGAACUGAAACCUGUCGAAGGUGGGGACGCUGUAGAUCGAUUAGGAUAG